UUGAAAAGUGAACGCCGAGCUAAACAAGUUGCAAUGUGAAGGACCCUGAAAGGACAAGUGCGAACCAAGGAACAGGACUUGUCAACGACUGGCAGGAGCAGCUGCCACUGAACAGCGAUUGACAGGGCAAAAACAAAGCCCAACUGGCUGAGAAGAGGACUUCCCGCUCGAGUGGCACGAGCAGCAAAAGUUUAACGUACUUUUUCCGUUCCAUGGCCUCCGGAAAACUGCAGCAACAACGGGGCGCAAUGUGCUGUUGGCCAACUACCGCAGUCGAAGAAGAAUAGAAAAUCACUCGAAAGCCGUUCGCCAAAAAAUAGUAAAAAAACGUAGUAAGGACGAAAAAACAGAGCAACCACUGCGGUGCAGCAUAUGUGCUUUUUUCGCUGUGCUCAGUUUCUGUGAUGCCACAAGGACACAAGGACACUUCAAGUGACAGCAACAUACGCGAGUUUUCCGUUCGUGGCGAGCCUUUCAUUUCCAUCUAAGACGCAGCAGUAUGCGCAAGCACAAAGCGCCGCCCAGCGGCAGUCCAAGGACAAUGCCCCAGGACGUUUCGCAAUCGGGGGAAGCCCCCGCAGCAGCAGCAGGAGCAGCAGAAGGAGGAGCAACAGCAGCAGUGGAAACCCCACAGCAGAGCCUGCUUUUGGGUCACAAUCCACCGGAUGCAGCAGCAGCAGCAGCAUCGGUAGCUAGUCGCCUGGCCCCGCCCCCCUGUCAACCCAGCAUUAUAAACAGCAAGGAGCGACCCACUCGCCCCACAGUCCGCUUCAUAUCCCUGCUGCACGUGGCCAGCUACGUGCUCUGCCUGUGCGCCUUCAGCUUCGCCCUGUACGGCAAUGUGCGGCAGACGCGGCUGGAGCAGCGGAUGCAGCGCCUCCAGCAGCUAGAUGCCCGCAUCGUGGAGCUGGAGCUGCGACUGGAGCAGCAGCAGCUGGUCCACUGGCCCGCCGACCAGACGCAGAUCCUGGCCAGCAAUCCCAGCGACACGGAGAGCGGCAGCGGCCAAAAUAAUGCCACCAAUCAGCACUUGGCCCUGCACGUGAGGCGGGAACUGCAUCGCCUGCGACGCGAUGUCUCCCAUCUGCAGCUCACGAGGCGCCAGCAGCGACGUCAGGCGGCCGAGGCGGCGGCAGCAGCGGCCAGCGGAGAAGGCGGAUCCGGCGGCGGACAGUGCCAGUGUCAAGCAGGUCCUCCAGGUCCGCCCGGUCCGCAGGGAAAACGAGGGAAGCGCGGCAAGAAGGGAGACGGCGGCGAGAAGGGCGAUCCGGGCCUGAAUGGCAUCAGUGGGGAGAAGGGUGCGGCGGGCAAGCCCGGGGACAAGGGCUCGAAGGGCGAUGUGGGCCACCCCGGCAUGGAUGUCUUCCAAACGGUGAAGGGUCUGAAGAGAUCGGUGACAACGCUGCAUGGCGGCACGCUGGGCUAUGCGGAGAUAGUUGCUGUUAAGGACUUGCAAGAAGCAGGCGUCAAUGUGUCCGCUUCCACAGUCAUACAGCUGAAGGGAGAGCCCGGCGAGCCGGGUCCGCCAGGACCUCCGGGCGAAGCGGGCCAGCCUGGGGUGCCCGGGGAGCGGGGACCACCGGGCGAAACCGGAGCACAGGGCGUGCAGGGCGAGGCCGGACAGCCAGGAAUCGCAGGACCGCCCGGCGUGGCCGGCGCACCUGGCACGAAGGGCGACAAGGGCGAUCGAGGCGAUCGCGGACUAACCACAACCAUCAAGGGUGACGAGUUCCCCACGGGCAUCAUCGAGGGUCCGCCGGGACCGGCGGGACCACCUGGUCCGCCUGGAGAGCCGGGAGUUCGAGGAGAAGCGGGACCCAUCGGACCGGCAGGACCGCCCGGCGAGAAAGGACCGCGCGGCAAACGCGGCAAGCGGAUAUUCGGACCCGGAGGCACCAAGAUAGACGAGGACUACGACGAUCCGCCGGUCACACUGCUGCGAGGUCCUCCAGGACCGCCGGGCACCUCGGGCAAGGAUGGACGCGACGGGCGGGAUGGCAGCAAGGGAGAGCCGGGUGAGCCGGGAGAACCCGGUUCGUUGGGUCCACGUGGAUUGGAUGGCCUGCCCGGUGAGCCGGGCAUCGAGGGACCACCUGGCCUGCCGGGCUAUCAGGGUCCGCCGGGCGAGAAGGGCGAUCGGGGCGAUAUUGGUCCGCCUGGAUUGAUGGGUCCUCCGGGGCUGCCAGGACCUCCCGGCUAUCCUGGCGUCAAGGGAGACAAGGGCGAUCGCGGUGAUUCGUACCGCAAGAUGCGUCGUCGUCAGGAUGACGGGAUGUCCGAUGCUCCGCACAUGCCCACCAUCGAAUAUUUAUACGGCCCGCCAGGACCUCCGGGACCCAUGGGUCCACCGGGACACACCGGCAGUCAGGGGGAACGCGGCAUGGACGGACGCAAGGGGGAUUCGGGCGAGAAGGGCCACAAGGGAGACCAGGGACCCAUGGGACUGCCGGGUCCGAUGGGCAUGAGAGGCGAGUCAGGACCUUCGGGACCCUCGGGAAAGGCUGGCAUACCGGGUCCUCCGGGCUUGGAUGGCAUGAAGGGCGCCCAGGGCGAGACGGGUCACAAGGGGGAGCGCGGAGAUCCUGGCCUGCCGGGCACGGAUGGCAUUCCCGGGCAGGAGGGGCCACGCGGGGAGCAGGGCUCCAGAGGGGAUGCCGGACCGCCCGGCAAGCGGGGACGCAAAGGAGAUCGCGGCGACAAGGGUGAGCAGGGUGUGCCCGGACUGGACGCCCCCUGCCCCCUCGGCGCCGACGGGCUGCCGCUGCCCGGCUGCGGAUGGCGGCCGCCAAAGGAGCCAAUCAUCUCGACGCCCGUGCACAAGGAUUAUUUGCCCGAUGUAACGCAGCCGGAAAGCAACGCCAGCGAUUACGAGCAGGAGGAGGAGGAGGAGGACGAGCAGGCGGAGGAUAAUGAAAACGAAUAUGAUGAAUAUCAGGAUAAUUUGCAUAACAAUGAGUGAAAAGGAAGCAGUCAGCCAGCCCAGCGAAAUGGCAAAUGGCAAACACAGGCGCAUAAAGGCGAACCGACCCUAAGAACCAACCUCCUUCCUACCUCCCACCACCACCAGCACCACCAUCACCACCACCCACCAGCAAGGACACCUACACAGGCUACACGCACACAGACGCAGACGACUAGUUAAGCAUUUCCGAUUUCCGCUGCGAAUCCUGGCUCUGUUUCGCUCUGUUGACAUUUGCAAUUAGCGCUAACAAAUGCCAAGUGGCUGCUGCUCCUAACGGUUCUGCAAAGUAGAUGCUAUUAGCAUACUCUAUCUCUGUCUUUAACCCUGCUCCUCACUCUCUCUGUCUCUCUCUCGCACUCGCACUUACGCACACAAACACAAUUAUCCUUUGGCUAACACACACACACACUGGCUUAGCUUGGUGACGGGUCCUGGCGCUCCACAUCUCUCGCAGCUUCUCUUGAACUCUCUCAUCCAACUCCGGCCGUUUCCGGCUGAACUUCUGUCUCGCCCCUCGCAGGAAAACUGGCAGGCCUGGCUCAAGGACGAGCUUAAUGCACUGCAGCAUCCGCGCUCAAAAAACUAAUUGCCAACGCCACCGCCCCCUCGACGGCUGCAGCGAAGGCGUGGCCCCGCAAUAUCCAGACGAAUCUAAGCGCUUUGGUUUUAAUUUUAGUAACUUGUUAUUGUUAAAUGUAGACAUCGGACAGAGCUAUAGCUACUACAUCCAUCGCAUAGAAAACAUCCUAUCAUAAACACUGUAUAAUCUGAAUCUGCAUCUGUGCCAAAUUGCUCCAGGUUGCCUAGGACAACGCAGCCUUUAAUUAUAGUUAUACUUUACCUACUAUUAUAUAAAUUGUAUCUACUGCAGCUACUUCUACAGCUAUUUCAAAUACCUUAAGCAACCAAGGAACCCAGCUAUUUUUUACAAGAAGACCCUAUUUAAAAACAAAACUUAAAAAAUAAAAGUCAACAAAAUAUAAGAA
Drosophila takahashii is the source of this 3948-nucleotide messenger RNA. RefSeq names its product collagen alpha chain CG42342. The record is from RefSeq and is a predicted model, not a curated record. Lineage: Eukaryota; Metazoa; Arthropoda; Insecta; Diptera; Drosophilidae.